This is a messenger RNA of Pocillopora meandrina, 6542 nucleotides long. The record is from the annotation of a GenBank genome assembly. Lineage: Eukaryota; Metazoa; Cnidaria; Anthozoa; Scleractinia; Pocilloporidae.
GCAAUGGUGGUCAAGAUCGGGAUUAAUGGGUGAGUUAGAACUGAGUGCUCCUUCUUCUUCUUGAGGCAAUGUCAGCUUGUUUUCAAUGACUUAAAUCACCUCCUUGCUUUUUUCUUGCAGAUUUGGUCGCAUUGGACGACUUGUUAUGCGUGCCUCGCUGUCAGAGGGUGCAGUCCAAGUUGUCGCUGUGAACGAUCCUUUUAUCGACCUCGAUUACAUGGUAAGUCAGGCCAUCUGCAAUAGAACUCCAAUAUCAUUGCAGCAAUCUAACAUGUUAUGUGACGUAAUCAAAAUUUUUUUCUUCUUUUUAAUGUCAUACAGAUUCCGUCAUUGCUUUAGUCUUAUCAGCUCUCUGUUGCAUCUUUGGUUCGCAAGAUGAUCUUAAAGCAGCUCGUUUAGUUCGAGAGAACUUCAGUUGAACUUACAAUGAAAUAAGCAAGUCUGUUUUAAAAAUUUAUGCAGAUCUUAUGGUUAAAUUUCUAUAGUUGCGGCGUUUAGUUGAGAUCGGCCUGCUCACAAGAAAGAUAUUCUGAAACCUUAACCUUUUAAUCUUCGUAGAAGUCGUCAUUUUUCUUCUUCCUAGUUUGGUCUGCAAUGUAAUUCAAUUUCGUCUGUCGCGCGAUCGCCAGAUGAGAUUUGCUCAUGGACAGUUUUGAUCAGCCUUUUGGACAAAACGACAAACUUUGAUAUUGUUUGUUUGUUAUACAGAAUGAUAGAACUGAAUGCCUUUACAUAUUAGUCGUUCAUUUUCACGCGAAACAAUGUCAAUGUGGUGAAAGUGACAUCUGCAUCAAUUUUUGCGAUCUUAUAUUGUGAAGUCAUUUAUUUUGUUGUUAUAUUUCUUUUAGGAACUAAAUUGUUUGAGAAAUCAAGCUUGUGAUAUUGAUUCACGGAGCUUAGUUGCAAAUUUCGGGAAAUCUUUUUUUUGCAAGCGUCAAAAGUACUCUGGUGUUGCUGUGCUUUUGUGCUCCUUUGACUUCUUAUUGGUCCAAGAAUCUGGCACUACUUUCUCAGCCAAUCAAAUUCAAAUGUAAAACCAAUCACCAUUUGGUUUUGUAAUCACAGCUCAGAGAGUAUUUUUGUCUACAAUUUGUAAAGACUAGUUUUCUCUGGGAAACUAGUGCCCUGAUUGGCUUUUUUAAUUCUUUGGUUGUAACUUAAGGACAUUAGGACUUUAGGACACUUGGUCAAAAUUCACCCUAUCACAGAAUUUUUGUUCAGAUGUGAAAAAAAGAAAGGUGCACUUCAUUGGUUUGCUUUUUUUUUGUCUAUCAACGAAAGCACUAUUCUCAAAAUUAUUUUAAAAGAAAGUGCUGGUGUAGAUGAAUAUAGGGUAAGUUUCUAAAGAAACUUUGGUGCUGUGUCAGUGGGAGAGUAUAACAGGGUAAUGUAGGGUUAUCAACUGAGUUAAAAAGGUAAAUUGGUCACCAUAAAAAGUUAUAGGCUUAAAUUUUGAGCAUUAGCCCUUUGUUAGAGCGAUAGACAAAGGGCUAACAUGCGAAAUGUUAGCCUUUAAACUCUUUACCAUGUCUAAUUUAUGUUUUCAACUCAGUUGAUAAAACUGAAUUGCUCGUAUAGAUGGUUUACUAUUUGGCUUGCGAUUUUUUUUAUCAUUAAGGUUUACAUGUUCAAGUUUGACUCAACCCAUGGUAGAUUUAAGGGAACAGUAGAGGCCAAGGAUGGUAAACUGAUAAUCAAUGGAAAUCCAAUCUCUGUGUUUGCCAAGAGAAAUCCAGAUGAAAUCCCAUGGGGUGAUAAUGGUGCUGAAUAUGUGGUUGAGUCAACUGGUGUUUUCACCACUGUAGAUAAGGCUAGUGCACACCUUAAGGGUGGUGCCAAGAGGGUAAUCAUCUCCGCACCCUCAGCCGAUGCCCCUAUGUUUGUGAUGGGAGUAAAUGAAGACAAGUAUAACCCAAGCAUGACUGUCAUCAGGUAUGUAGUAGUGCAAUGUGGGGAUAAUUAGUUGAUCCAAUUCUAAAUUCUCUGAACUAACAUUAUAAGAAUUGUACAGUUGACAGUAGGGAGAAUUACAAAUUUGAUCUCAGAGUUAAAGGAUUAAGCAUAGCUGUAAACAACUGGAAAGUAGAUAUACCCAGGUUAAUUUUUAAAAAAAUGGGUGAAACAACACUAAAUAAAGUAUUUAGGUACAACAUCAGACCGACUCUCUUCCAAUUCUCUUCACUUGUGUGCUGGAUAAUGUAUUGAUAUUGUAAGGAGAAAUUCAGUCUUGGUCACUUGUGGGAGUUUAAAUGUGAAUUUCUCUUCUUUCAUUGUAUUUGGCAAUUUGCCUCUUGUGAGUUUGUCUUUCUCAAUCAGUAAGCUGCAAAUUUAGCCUCCGGGAUUAAUUAUUUUCUUUGCUUGUAUUUCCAUCCCACAGUAAUGCAUCUUGCACCACCAACUGCCUUGCCCCUGUGGCUAAAGUGUUGAAUGACAAAUUUGGAAUAGAAGAAGGACUUAUGACAACUAUCCAUGCUGUUACUGCCACACAGAAGACUGUGGAUGGUCCAAGUGGCAAGGUAAUGCCAUCUCUUCUAAUUCGGGGUUGUGACAAUGGGGUGUUUUGAGUUCAACCUGCUGAGAAGCACCUAGCAUACAAGUAGGGCCCUAAUCAGUAAUGCUGCAGGAUGCAUGCUUCUCUCCCUGCUGAAAGAUUCAAGGGAGAGGUUUGCAGGGGGUCUGGCCCUUGUAAACAGUGCUACACCUCUUUCAGGUUAGAGCAUUCCUCAAAUACUUGAUUGUGGGUGAAAAGACACUUGUGCCGCAGCACUUGUAACAAGGGUGUACUCACACGCCUAAGAAAUGCAAUCAAGAACAAGAACAUAAUAUGGUUUGGAAUAUUCUAAAGAAAACAUUUAAAAUAGAAAACAUUUUACACUCUUUGCUGUGAUUAAAUAAUUGGGGCAUCUAAGUCACCAGUUUAGUGACCUAAGUUUGGCGUAUGUGCUGCAUCGGUGUGUAUAUUCUCCCUACCAUUCCCCAUGCAUUUCCAGUGUUGCAUAUAAGGAGGAUUGGACUAACAAUCAAGAGUUUCUUGAGUUUGUGAUCAGUACUUUUAUUGUCAAGACCAUGUUUGAUUCAAGGGUGAUCCAGUUGGGCAAAAUGAGAUGCUUAUUACUGUAAGGUGUUAACAGUUUAUUCUUAUGCCUUUUCAGAAAUGGCGUGAUGGUCGCGGAGCGUAUCAGAAUGUGAUACCAGCCUCCACUGGAGCAGCCAAGGCUGUUGGAAAAGUCAUACCUGAACUUAAUGGCAAGUUGACUGGCAUGGCAUUCCGUGUACCUGUUCCUGAUGUGUCUGUGGUGGACCUCACAUGCCGCUUGAAGACACCAGUAAGUGGAUUCAAUGAAUUGUUUGUUAGUGUUAGUUUUUGUUAUUUUCAUUGCGAGAUUCUGUUAACUUGCUUUGGAAGCUCAUAAAAUCUAAAAUUAAUGUGUGUGGAAGUUUGUUUUAACAGUACCUUAUUUUCCCACUUACUUUAUCUUGCAAAAAUGCCAGUGUUUUUAAAAUUUUGCCAGAGCAAGAAAAGAUAGGGCAUGUAUUCAAGAAAAUACUAUAAUCUGCUGCGUAUAAGAGCACCACCCCUCCCCCCCAUAUGGUUACACGUGUAGACACAUCUACAAGUAAAAAAUACAUCCAAUUGUAACCUCUCCCUCCCCUCUCUAGCUUUUCUUGGUUUUAAAGAUAAGAACUCUGCUGUGAAUUGGACUGAAAAUUUUUAGUGGUAUGAGAGUAAACAUAAACCUCAGAGGAAAAAUCUAAACUUCCAUUUUGUGAUCAUGCUGUUAAUCUUAAUCUUGUUCCAAAUGUAUUGAUUGUAUUGUAUUAAAAUGACUUAACCCUUUAAAUGCCAUAAGUGACCAGCAUGUACAGAACUGCUGAAUCAAUUAUUAGAUCAUGACAGUAAAGGAAGUGAUUGCUAGGCUAAAAAGCUUUGAUCGUUAAGUGAACUCUCCUUGUCAGUGGCAUAGGUAAUGGUUAGAGAAAUGUAUAGAGAAACUGGAUACUGAUGUUUGGGUGUAAAGUUUUGAUUGAAAUCCUGUAAGUGCAAAACAAAUUUUUAAGCCCCUCUUUUUAUUAGCCCUCUUAACCUUUUAACUCCCAUGAGUGACCAAGACAGAAUUUCUCCUUACAAUAUCUAUACAAUAUCAACCAGAUAGGUGAUGAGAAUGGAGAAGAAUAUCAAUUUGGGAAUAAUUAGUUGAUCCAACACUAAAUUCUCUGAACUAACAUUAUAUGAAUUGUAUGGUUGACAGUAAGGAGAAUUACAAAUUUGAUCUGGGAGUUAAAGGGUUAAAAACCCAUGAAAAAGUUGUUGAAGCCAAGGCUUUUAAGAAGCAGUUUACGGUAUUGUAAUUUUCCAUCCACCUCCACCUGGGAAAGACCCAUUCACCCUAUGAGCUUCAUUUGUUUUUAGACUGAUUAUGAUAAAAUCAAAGCUGCCAUGAAGGAAGUUUCUGAGGAUAAGGUCAUGUCAAGAUACCUCGGAUACACUGAGGAGGAGGUUGUCUCCAGUGACUUUAUUGGAGACACUCACUCAAGCAUUUUUGAUGCCAAAGCUGGAAUUCAACUGAGUCCAACAUUUGUGAAAAUUGUUGCCUGGUAAGAUGUGGAUUUUUUUUUUGCUUUUUAACCUCUCAGUGGUUGAAUGAAGUGUUUGCCAAAAGUUUGCCAAUGCUGUCAUCUUCCCAAAAAUUUGCUAAACAGCUUUUAACAUACACGGUCUAAAUUGAGACCUUCAAAUACCCUGUUCCAUAGUACUACUAUUUCUUAUUGUUAAAUUUCAAGUUAAAAAAUAAUUCCCGGUGUGGGUUUCAAAAUUGCAUCUCAUGGUUAGUUACACUAAUGGGUGCUAGGCCAUCUAGUGACUUUCCUCAUCCAGCACUGAAUUUCCAUAUUCUAGACGAUCUUAGUUGAUUAAUUGAGCAUUGUGUAGUCUGUACUGGAGCCUAUUAACUCACCCGGCAGGAGAUUAUUCCAGUCUUCAUGUACCAUGAAGUGACUAUGAGUACCACUACUUCCCCAUAAAUGGGAUGUUAGUGCAUGAAUGAUUUUCAGGCUACAAGCACUAGGAUUAGGUUUGCUUGUUGUGGUUCACAUAUCCUUGAAGAGUUCACUAAUGUUUGGGCGUGAAUUCUGGAGGGAAUGACGAUAACCUUGGAGCUUGAGGGACACUUGCAAGUGUCGUGGAAGUCUCUGUAUUCCUACUAUCUGACCCUCUUAUACAUUGACCAGCAUUCUACAGCAUUAACUACUAAGGUGUCAGUUCUUUCAUAACAGAAGUUCUCUAUUAUUAUUACUAUUAUUAUUAUUAUUAUUAUUAUUAUUAUUAUUAUUAUUAUUAUUAUUAUUAUUAUUAUUAUUUAUUUGUUCAAUUUUUUAAUGUUUUUGUUUUUUGUUUUUUGGGCCCUCUCCCUGUGAAAGUCAUCGUUACUUUUUCAGUGCUAAUAGCCAAACAGCCAAUCGAGGGAUGUUUAAAUACAGGGAGAAAAGAAUUUUCAAAGAAAAAAGAUUUCUGAAACUAGGCACUCUGCAAACAACCCUAUGCUUUAAUGACCAAGUAAAACUGAAUUAUGCCCAAAUAAUUAUGUUUUACGAGCUAGUAAGAUGGAGAUUACGAGCAGUCCAUUCUUUUCGACGAAGUCCGUCGCGCGAGUUUUACAUAAAGCAAACAAACAAAAAAAACCCAGUGAAAACUGCCGUUAGUGUGCCGCGCUUAACUCUGGGAGUGAGGCUAAUUGUGGUGCACCUCACUCCCAAAGUUCCGCCCGGCGCGCUAGCAACAAUUUUCAGUCUCAAUUUUUCAAUUUUCUUUCUUUUUCUGUUCGCGCGACAGAUUUCGCUAAAAUUUCUAAUUCUCUUGUGUAUCAGGUAUGACAACGAAUACGGCUACAGUCACAGAGUUGUGGACUUGAUCAAAUACAUUGCUAGCAAGGAGUGAUGGAACACUGCUGGAAGACCGGCAGCCUUGUUAUCACUAGCUGCUAUGAUGGAGGAACUUAAGGAAAAAGGCAUUUGAAUUUAGUGUUAGCACCAGGCAAAUCUGUAUCUCUAGAAGGCAUGAACUGAUUUCAGUGUAGUAGAAUCGUGAUUUCUUAGCUGUUGUUUGUUCAGAAGCCUCGAGGGAUCUUAAACGUGUGUGUUUGAAAAACUGGAUAAUGUAUGGUGUGUGUUGUAAUUGUAAGAUUGUCUGCGCUAGGUGCUCAGCUACAAAGCUGUAUUAAAUUUAAUAUUGAUCCUGGUCAGAGAAUGAUUUUUCUCAACGGUUUGCUCGGUAAAAUAAGCUAUUACUGUCGAACCUCGAUUAUCCAGAUUUUCGUUUAUCUGAACUCGCUCCUCUGGUCCUUUUUUUCACGAAUAUUUAUUAGUCGCAUUCGAAAUACAUAAGAACAUUUUCCCCAUCAAACUAAGCAGAUGUCCUGAUAUAAUUUAUACGCUCUUCCAAUAAUGCAGCUUCAAAGAAAGGUUGAAUUAGCGACGCGCAUACGCAUCAAUAUUUUAGGUCGUAAAACAUUGUCGUAAAACGUUUUUAUAGAAAUGAACCAGAU